UUUUUCAAGUCUCCAGCAUCAAAAAAUGACUCUGCAUACUAAUUUUCAUGGUUGAUGAGAAAAUAUGAUUUAGGAAAUGGAAAUGUGAGAUUGAAAGAAAGACUUUGUGUUUUUAUUUUCUGAGAACUAAAAAUAAACGUCAAAACCGUUUACUGUUUUAUUCAUGUCACCGUUCUGGAAAUUAUAUACCUAAACUGCGUGGUCCUCGGCAAAGAAUAUCAAGGUCUGAAGGUACUUGCAAAACAGGUGUCCUGUGUACAUCUGGUAUUAUUUGUAGGAUAAAUUCAAAUGACAUAACUGUCAAGUAUUGUCCUUAUCACUAUGGUCAUGGGAAAGAAACAACACUUAUGCAUCUCACACCUCAGGAACAACGUGCUAUAACAGAAAAUGUCUCUAAAGGAAUUUCAUUUGAAAAAUUACUCGAUGGCAUACGAGACUCUCAGUCAACUAAGGAUCAUUUUCAACUGCAUUUUCUAAAGAGGAAAGAUAUCCGUAACAUCAAAAAUGCUUAUAAUUGUAAAGCAUAUAACAGUGAGUUAAAUGAUGCUGAAAGUGUUGACCAUUGGGUUCAUCUUUGUCACCAAAUACAAAAUUCUCCCAUCCUAGCAUACAGACACAAAGAUUUUAUUAAUGGAGUUGCAACACAAGAUGAAUUUUUGCUGGUUAUUAUGACAGAAUUCCAAAAACAUAUACUUCUUACUUCAAGUAAAAAAGUAGUCUGUGUGAUUUCGCUGUUUCGUAGAAGAGGUGGCCCUUUUUACCUCACUGUGCUUUUCGUCAUGGAUGAAUAUGAUCUUGCUUUUCCGGCUGCAUUUUGCAUCAGCAGUAAAGUUGAUAAAUCUGUAAUAACUCAGUUCUUUGAUGCCAUUAAACAAUCUGCUGGACCUUUAUCUGCAACUUAUUUUAUAUCAGAGAAUAUUCCCUUGUUUUAUGAUACAUGGAGAGAAGUGAUGAAUGAUGAAGCAAAAUGGCUAUGGGGUAUGUGGUAUGUAGAUAGCAGAAUCAGGGGGCAACUGAAACUCUUUAAAGGUGAUACAGAAAAAAGAAGUGAUGUAUAUAAAACUAUGAGAAUUCUUCUUGAAUGUCAGGAUAAAACAGUAUUUUCUGUAAUGUUUGAAAAUUUUCUGGAAAAACUUUUAAAUGAUUCCCAAACUAAAGAUUUAGGCAACUUAAUUCAACAAUAUUUUGGAUGUAAUCUGGAGAAAUGGGCUUGUUGCUAUCGCAAGGAUAUAAAUUUAAGUACAGACAUUCAUUUGGAAAUCAUGUAUCGCAUAUUGCGAUACUGUUGUCGAGAAGGAAAGAAAACAAAACUAAAUAAAUUUAUAUUUGUUUUGAUGAAAUUUGUUCGAGACAAGAUGCUGGAUCGUUUUUCAAAUUCAAUUGAUGAAGAAAAAAUUAAUUUAGCCCUUGAAAGUAUAAAUGCUUGUCACAAUUUAGGUUUGGAAAUACUCACUAGUGAUAUAUGUGCUGUUUCAGAAAAAUUAUGGUUAAUUCAAUCAAAGGAAGAGAAUUUUUAUGUAAGUCAUGAAAUGACGACUUGCCUUGAGCACUGCAAUUUAAGAUGUGAAGAAUGUGAUAUUUGUAUACAUAUGUUCACAUGCAAUUGUGUUCAUAAUUUAAUUAAUGGCAGUCUUUGUCCACAUAUUCACGCUGUUGUUUGGAACUUGUUAACUCCACAUUUUUCAUAUCCUGUUUUAGACCAAGUUGCUGUAAAUGAAUCUAUGGAUGAUAUUGCAGAAAAAAAUACAGAGGACUGUUCUGAACUUUUUGAAAGUGUUCUUAAAAAGACUCAUGACUUAUACAAAAAGAUUCGAUCUAAUAAGAGCAACUUGAAUAAAAAAUCAUUGAGUUCUCUUCUGAAAGGAAUAAAUGAAUGGAUUGAUAUAUGUGGUGGGAAAGUGCCUGAAACCCCAAUGCAGUCUCAAGCAACUCAGACUUCAAAUCCUAAGUCCACAGUCCUGCUAAAUCCAAUUUCAGAAAAUGGUAUUUCACAGCAAUUAAUAAUGCCAAAUCAAUUUCCAGAUGCUUUACCAAAUAAUGCUUUAUUUUCUCAGUAUGUAAUUUUCCUUCCAAAUAAUAAUAUGGCAUGACAUGUAAUAAAUUCCUACAUACAAUUGAUUUUUCUGCUAUAAAUUUUAUUAUUUCGAA
Stegodyphus dumicola is the source of this 2148-nucleotide messenger RNA. RefSeq lists its product as uncharacterized. The record is from RefSeq and is a predicted model, not a curated record. Lineage: Eukaryota; Metazoa; Arthropoda; Arachnida; Araneae; Eresidae.